Molecule: messenger RNA, 4876 nt
Organism: Porites evermanni
Lineage: Eukaryota; Metazoa; Cnidaria; Anthozoa; Scleractinia; Poritidae
Source: the annotation of a GenBank genome assembly
AGAUCAAAUUUCAAUGGUUCUUGGUCAAACAAAGGAUGUUCAAUGGUCAAUAGAACCAAGACGGAAAUCACAUGCACUUGUAACCACCUCACAAACUUUGCUGUUCUUAUGCACGUUGGAGCAGACAAUGAGGUUAGUUGGAGCAGCUUUUUGGCUUGUUUUCCGCAUGUCCCAAUACAAUAACAACCCGCGAGUAAGAACCUAGAUUUUAAAAACCGUUUAGGCUACAAUUUGCUAGUUAAGCCACCUCAACACAAGCACAUGUUUAGCCUAAAAUGUGAAACAGGUUCUAUGAAAAAUUCUCCCAGUUUCCAAAUAAUGCUUUAUUGUUGUUGCGUUUCCAUGUUUGAUAUACCGCAGGAUAUAUCGCUCCAGCUCAGGAUCAGAUGUAGUACCUGCGAUUUAUAGCUAUACUCUCUCUGACUUAUGGCAGAUUUCCAGAGAGAUAGAUGUGAAAAUAUAGAUAUUUUCCAUAAAUUUCAAAAAUUUCCAUCUAUAGUUGAGCUAUAACAAACUGUUAUUUAAACGAGAUUGUUGCAUAAGAGUGUAAUUAACUGUUGGAGCUGAGACAAGGCAUUUCAAUACAUGUAAAAUUACAUUAAAAUUCAUGUUGUCACUGCUUCAGUUUUUCUUCUUAAAUUGAUUUUUACAUAAAUUUUAAUUUGAUAUUCAGAUUUGAUUUAAAGAAUAAACUGAAUGCCUCUAAAUAUUCAAUGUAUUUUUUCUUCAGAAAAUAAGAACUUAUUCAAGAACCUCAAAUAGCCUAAAUUUGUACUAAUUAUACCAUUUAUGUAAGAACCUGUUUGGGCUAAAUUGGGAAAAUGCAGGCUCUUACUCGCGGUUUUUUACUGUAGCAAUUGAAUGUUAAAAUAAAUAAGGGGAGCAUCUACAAUCGUGGCGCCAUUAACCCUUUUUCACAUUGUCAUUUAUAGUUUUAGUGACUCGAGUAAUAAGGAGACUAUGCCUAUUUUCGCCAGUGAGUGUACUUCUUUACAAAAUAAUAAGGGGCCCUGACUCUUUCCAAUAUUUGUCUUUAUUGAUUUGGCGUAUUUGCAAACAGUUUUUAAACUAUCUUUCCAUCAGGUUCCAGCAGAUCAUAAGGUGGCAUUGAAAGUCAUUACUUACGUUGGGUGUGCUCUGUCGCUUAUCGGAGAAGCACUCACCGCUGUUGCAUAUUGCGUCCUCAUGUGAGUUACAAAUAAUAUACCGUCAUAAAAGAGCUCAGACAUUUAGAUUUGGUUUUUGUGAUAUCCGAAAUGAUCAAGGUCGAGGUAAGCGUUUUUAACUCGCGCAUCUUGGUUUAAAAUGCACCAAGUAUAAGCUGGGGAAGAAUGAAACCAAGAUUGUCGCCUGCAACAUGUAAGCAGUAAGCGUUUGAACAGACUACACGUUCAACAUAAAAACAUGGGGCUGUAAGAAAUUUAUAGUCCAACGAGCGCUUUAAACAUAGCAUAUUAAGACGUGCUUUGUUUCUAAACUAUUUGCAUUGGAUCUUAAUACUUAGUGAAUGCAAAAUUAUGACAAUAACAAAACCACAAGGGAGGGGAACGGGGAGUCAGCCGCCCUCUUCACAACCCCUCGAAGCGCAAUUAGGCUCUGGAUUAGUUUAUCAGACGUUCAUUUAUGAUGUUUAAAUUAAGAAGAAGCAGAAGCACCUUAAGAUGGGAUUUUCCCGCUUUGAAAAAAAUAACAUGUCAACGGUGUUCAAUUAUUUUUUGCCUCGUUCAGGGAUUUGAAAGAAAACCAAACUCAAAUCCGCUUUAACCUUGUGGUUGCCAUAGCGAUAGCACAAAUUACGUUUCUUGCUGGAAUUGAUGCUACAGAAGUUAAGGUAAGCUAAGGAUCUAAGCUAAUCUAAAUGAGACGAAUAAAUAAUGAGCAUUUUGUUGGCUUGGAUGAUAAAUUGAUCUCCAAAACUUUUAAAACGAAAAUCAAAAAUGAAAGACUUUUGGAUGUAAAAAAACUUGAGUUUUGAAUAACUUAAUAUCAUUAGAUGGCAUUCCCAUGAGCUGGAUGUCACGCAAAGGUACUAAAAAAGAUGUGGCUCAGUGGUCGAUUGCUCCUUAUUUCUCUUUAGUAUCUUUGGUUUGCUUGCAUUGCAUCAAGAGAGUUUUUUUUUUUUUUUAUCAUUAUUAUUUUAUUUUUUACUUUUAAUCAGUAAUUUUUUGUGAGGGGAGGUUGGUAAAAAGCUUGCCGUUAUGGGCAAUGUGAUGACGGUGAAUCCCGUUUCUUUAUAGGAACUGUGUGUGUUUGUGGCAGCCAUGAUUCAUUACUUCUAUCUGGUUGGAUUUGCUUGGAUGUUAUUUGAGGGUGUUUAUCUGUAUCUGAUGGUUGUCAAAGUGUUCAAUACGGUCAUUAGAUUGCGCUUGUUCUAUGGAGUGGCUUGGGGUAAGUAUUAAAGCAAAAGCCUUCUACAGAAAAUGGCCCGUUGGUAGAUCUAGACAAGAGGGAGUGAUCAUGACUUGUCAGUCCCUUCCGGGAUCAAAACCAUUUUCGUUAAUUGAUUCCUGGUUUAUACUACUUCUUUCCUUACGUACUUACAAGGACUUGCAAUUGAGACUUGCUAUUCAGAGGAAUUUGUACCACACCACAGUUCUCAUAAGAGUGCUACGCUGACGUAGCUGACGUAACCCAACGAAGUCUAAAUUGUCAUUUUUCUCUUUUUCGUUUUCAAUCAAACCUUAGGCGUCUCCCUUUUGAUUGUGGUUUUAUCGAUCGUGAUUGCUUCCGUUCAAGAUGGCGGAAUAGAAAGCUAUGUUCAAGAUCAUUUGUAAGUAAACAAGCAAGAUCUUAAUACUACCGAACAAUACGAAGCAAGAAAAACUUGGAGGUUUCAAGAAUCUGUUUAUUUUUUUAUUACCAUUUAUUUAUUUCUUUCUUACAAAGUUGCUUAUGAAAUUUGCCCAAACUGCCUUUUUCGGAGGAAUUAUUAUAGGCACGACAGUACAAUUGUACUUUUUCCCCAACAUUUCUAAAAAAAUUUUAACCCUAAAGUUCUAGCAAGCAAUCCUUUCUUAGUAACACCUUGAUUUGAUUUACUUUUUUCAGUUGCUGGGUUUCCUUCAAAAAUAACCUUAUCUGGACGUUUGUUGCGCCUGUUCUCUUAGUUUGCACGGUAAGUAAGAAAGUGAAAAUGUUACAUAAGUGAAUAAGGCUGUGACGUAAUACAACGUGUGAUAUCUUUGAGGUGUCUCAUUCGUCCUAGCGUUGAUCUAUUAUUUAUCGAUUAUCUUUUAUGUUUUCAUUUAUUUAUUUAUUGAAAAUGAAUAUUUUCAAGAUCUGAGAGAAAGAAAGAAACAGGGUCCAAGGUUUCUGUCAUCAAAAGAUAUCUUAUUCUCAUACAUUGUUUCCACGCAGAUAAACUCAGUUUUACUUGCUCGAGUGGUUCGUGAGAUUCUAAGAAUGCAAGCCGACAAAACAUCUCAUCUGGAAAGAGUUCGACAAGGAGUUAAAACUUGCGUAGUUUUGUUUCCUCUUCUGGGACUGACCUGGGUGUUUGGUGUUCUAAGUGUCACAGAUGAUGGACUUGUAUUUCAGUACAUCUUUACCAUUUUCAACUCAUUGCAGGUAAUAGAAAAUCCAACAUGUUAACUUUUUGAGUAGUUUGAGGAAACAGCCGACAUUUCGCAGGGGUACUCAACGAGAAUAUAGUUGAAACCCACUUAAACAUAGCAUUGUUGAACAUAUUUUUGUAUUUAAACGGUAGAUAUAGGCAUAUUUUUAUCCCCUAAAAAAUUUUCAUCUGUUCGGCUUUCCUAGCUGAAAGUCUAGUGAUCCGAAAAUUAUAGGGAUGAAAACUUACCUUUUCGAAAAUUUCGGCAAGAAAAAGGGCUCCCGAAAAUCUUAGAUGACCUUUUUAGGGUAAAAAUCCGUUAAAAAUGGGCAAUUAUACCACUUUUUAGAUGUUCGAAAAUCCUAGGAGAGGCAGGCAAGCAAGAAAUUUUACAAAAAAUGUUCCGAAAAUUCUAGAUCUCAAAUCGUCUUCCGAACAGAUAUUUUCCGAAAAUUGGCGUUGGGUGCCCUGAUUUCGCGACGCCACCACUGGUUUCCCCAAGAAAUGACGUAGGGCGGAGAACAUCCAUACUGACGACGGGUAACAACCCAGAUCUGGGAAGUGCUUCUUAUUGGAUGAAGCAGAUUUUAACCAAUCAGAAGCACUACCCAGAUCUAGGUAGUGACGCGUAAUCAGUAUGGAAUUGCUCCGCUCGUUUCUCCAACGUCAUUACGUGGGGAAACUAGUGGUGGUGUCACACAAUGUCAGCUGUUUUCUCAGGCUAACUGACAGCGAGUAAAUAUUCUUUUAUCAAAGUACUUAGCUCGGUGACUAAAAAAGUCGUUUUAAUUCACUAAUUCGUUCAUUUAUUUAUUCAUAUAAUUUUGCCACACAAGCAUUCGAAGUUUACUCCAGGCUUUGACAGUAGUGUCAAGGAUUGUAGCGAUCGAGAAAAUUAACAUGAACAUAGAAUAGUAGAGAUGGUGGGCGGUACCUGAUACCAUGUACUGCGAUUAACCAUUGACUACAAAUUUUGCCCUCAUUUCUUCUUUUCUCUCAUCCUUAUGUAUGAACUUAACUUUCUUUUUUUUUGGACGAUACACACAUUUUUAGGGUUUGUUCAUCUUCAUCCUUCACGUUUUGAGAAACAGCGACGUACGUGCAGCAUACUCUAGAAAGAUGCAGAAGAGGAAUGCGGCAAAAAGCGUGAAAAACUCUCAAGAAAACCGCAAUACAAUCGGAUUGUGGUCAAACAAAGUGACGAAUGAACCAAGUUGUACAAAAGAACCUAGCAGUGCCUCUCUAAGAUCAUCGGUUGGAGUAAAAAGCAAGAUUGACAAUGCCCUGCACGAGGAAAGAACCAUGACUCCUGUUGACACGUGA